This is a messenger RNA of Staurois parvus, 687 nucleotides long. NCBI's taxonomy places the organism in Eukaryota, Metazoa, Chordata, Amphibia, Anura, Ranidae. The record is from the annotation of a GenBank genome assembly.
AUGAACAUCUUUGUGGGUUUCGUCAUCAUCACCUUCCGAGCACAGGGUGAGCAAGAGUACAAGAACUGUGAGCUGGACAAGAACCAGCGUCAGUGUGUGGAGUACGCCUUGAAGGCUCAGCCCCUGCGUAGGUACAUCCCCAAGGCGAACACCUUCUUCCGACUCUUCCGUGUCAUGCGCUUGGUGAAACUCUUGAGUAAAGGGGAAGGUAUUCGAACACUGCUGUGGACCUUCAUUAAGUCCUUCCAGGCUUUGCCGUACGUCGCUCUCCUGAUUGCGAUGAUAUUUUUCAUCUACGCCGUCAUCGGCAUGCAGACGUUUGGAAAAAUCGCCAUGCAGGACGGAACGCAGAUCAACCGCAAUAACAACUUUCAGACCUUCCCCCAGGCUGUGCUGCUGCUCUUCAGGUGCGCCACAGGGGAGGCCUGGCAGGAGAUAAUGUUGGCCAGCUUGCCCGGCAAGAGAUGCGACAGCGACUCUGACUUUGCCCCGGAGGAAGAGUUCACCUGCGGCAGCAACUUUGCCAUCGUCUAUUUCAUCAGCUUCUUCAUGCUCUGCGCCUUUCUGGUGAGUAGAGAAGAAAAGGUCACCAGGUAUUAUAUCAUUCCUAUAUAUACAAAAUCCAAUACAGGAAAAAAAAAAAAAAACAAGAAAAAAAGUUUUUGUAUGAAAGAAAAUUAUAUUUGA